This is a messenger RNA of Aspergillus heteromorphus CBS 117.55, 1326 nucleotides long. Its product is annotated as eukaryotic translation initiation factor 3 subunit E. The record is from RefSeq and is a predicted model, not a curated record. Lineage: Eukaryota; Fungi; Ascomycota; Eurotiomycetes; Eurotiales; Aspergillaceae. Gene Ontology annotation, biological process: translational initiation. Gene Ontology annotation, molecular function: translation initiation factor activity. The coding region runs from base 1 to 1326 and encodes 441 amino acids. Gene Ontology annotation, cellular component: eukaryotic translation initiation factor 3 complex; cytoplasm; nucleus. The transcript has 4 exons.
AUGGCAGACAACGCCCCUCCUUCCGCUGAGACUCUCCUCAGUGAGAUCGCCAGCCAGUAUGAUCUCCUCCCCAAGUUGAUCCCCUACCUCGACCGCCAUCUCGUCUUCCCUCUCCUCGAAUUCAGCUCCGGUGGCCAGGAUGACGACAAGGAGAUCAUCCGUGCCAAGUACGAGCUCCUCAAACACACCAACAUGACCGACUAUGUGGCCAACCUGUGGCAAGAAAUCAACGACUCCGACACCGUCCCCGACGAGUUCUUGAAAAAGAGGGAGGAGGUUCUCGCCAAGCUGCAGCACUACCAGGACCAGAGCGCCAAGAUCACCGAGCUGCUCCAGGACGAGAGCGUUGUCGGCAACCUGCGCAGUGACAAGGCCGCCAACUUGAAGUUCCUCGAGGAGGAGCACGGCGUCACCGUCGACAUGGUCAACAGCCUCCACGACUAUGGUCGUUUCCAGUACAGCUGCGGUAGCUACGGCAAUGCCGCCGAGCUGCUGUACCAGUUCCGUGUCCUCUCCACCGACAACGACCGGGUUGCCUCCGCCACAUGGGGUAAGCUCGCCUCUGAGAUCCUGACCACCAGCUGGGAGGGCGCCAUGGAGGAGGUCCAGAAGGUCAAGGACUCCAUCGACACUCGUCUAUUCAACAACCCCCUGGGCCAACUGCUGAACCGCUCCUGGUUGAUCCACUGGUCUCUCUUCCCCUUCUUCAACUACGACCCCGCCCGCGAUGUCCUGACCGACCUCUUCUUCUCCCCCGCCUACAUCAACACCAUCCAGACCAGCUGCCCCUGGAUUCUGCGCUACCUGGCUGCCGCCGUCAUCACCAACCGCAACCGCGCCCACAAGAGCACCAGCGUCUACCAGAAGCAGCUGAAGGACCUGAUCCGUAUCGUUCGCCAGGAGGGCUACGAGUACAACGACCCCAUCACCGACUUCGUCAAGGCGCUGUACGUCGACUUCGACUUCGAGGAGGCCCAGAAGAAGCUGGGUGAGGCCGAGGAUGUGUUGCGGAGCGACUUCUUCCUAGUUUCCGCCGCCGAUGCCUUCGUCGAGGCUGCCCGUCACCUGAUCUCCGAGAGCUACUGCAAGAUCCACCAGCGGAUCGACAUCAAUGACCUGUCCACCCGUCUGGGCCUGAACCAGGACGAGGGCGAGAAGUGGAUCGUCAACCUGAUCCGGGAUACCAGAGUCGAUGCCAAGAUCGACUACAAGGAGGGCACCGUGAUCAUGAACCACCCCCCUCAAUCCGUGUACCAGCAGGUCAUCGAGAAGACCAAGGGUGCUUUCUUCCGGACGCAAGUUCUGAGUGCUGCCGUCGCGAAAUAA